AUGCAUGCAGCUAAGACAGUUUAUUUUACUGUUUUCGUUCUUGCGACUAUGGCAUUCAUUUUUCAUGCUACUGCUAUGGGUCACCAUCACUGGAAGCAUGUCACCGGCAAGAACAUAACCCUUACUGGUUUUAAUCGUACAUCAAUUGGUUUAUUCAUACGAUGCGUACCCAGUGAUACACUGUAUACAGAAUAUUGUUUUCCAAACACGUACCCAGUUCUUCAUAGAGCUUGUAAAUGGUCAGAUUGUCAAAAUAAGAAUUUAACCGAGAAUUGUGGAUGUGAUUAUCUACCAUCAAGCAAAGGCAUUGCAGCAUGUACAAUCAUUGCUGCUGUGUUUCUUGGCAUAGCCAUCAUUCUCCUAUUUAUUCAUUCAAUUAGAACGAACGAAACACGUGUAGCAGCGAUACUGCUCAGUUUUCUUCCAUUGAUAUUACUUUUCUUGGCAUUCAUCUUUAUGUUAAUAGCACUCAUUCUUGUUGGAAGCUACCUUUCACGGGAUAUUAUGGCUGUUUAUCGAACAAUCUUCGAUAACGAAUCAUGGGAAGACGCUCGAAAAAUAGCUACAGAAUCAUAUUCUACACGAAUCGGUUGGGCAUCUGGUUUGGAAAUCAUUGCUUUAGUGCUCACGUUUUUGUCCUUAGUUUUAUAUUGUCUUUUUGUUUUCAAAUUAAGCCGAACGGCAUAG
Messenger RNA from Adineta ricciae, 687 nucleotides. Lineage: Eukaryota; Metazoa; Rotifera; Eurotatoria; Adinetida; Adinetidae. The record is from the annotation of a GenBank genome assembly.